Messenger RNA from Pseudovirgaria hyperparasitica, 1455 nucleotides. RefSeq lists its product as uncharacterized. The record is from RefSeq and is a predicted model, not a curated record. The transcript has a single exon. The coding region runs from base 94 to 1455 and encodes 453 amino acids. NCBI's taxonomy places the organism in Eukaryota, Fungi, Ascomycota, Dothideomycetes, Acrospermales, Acrospermaceae.
CUCUCGAGAAGACUACAAGAAUGCUGCUUUACGCUUGCCACCUACCUGCUUCGGCAGCGGACGACGACACCACCCAUCCUUCUCUCCCACAUCAUGGGUGCUGCUGAGCCCAGCAGCCAUGAGGUGACAGGACCCCAGGUGUUCUGGAUUCUUCUCCAACUCGCUUUUGCAGCCAUGACGCAGCGUUCAGCAAACACAAAACACACUUCUCGCAAGAUGUUCCUCGAAUCCCCAGAUCCGUUACGCGCGCUUCCGGUCAUCUGUGCCGCCGACGCAGUCAUCGAUAUCAUCACCUUGGUUCGUGCGCUCUGGGUGCGGUACAUGCACCAGAGCAAGAGCGAUAGGCAGCCUCUGAAGACUCCGGGAGUCCAGGUCAUUACGCUCAAGCUCGCCAUCUUCGUCCUGGCCGUGGCGCCGCAAGCAAUCAAGAUCUUCAGCAUCAAGCACCUCCUCAAACUCCAACUCUGUGCCGUCGGAUUCGUGUCCAGCUACAUCACCGGCUCGUUCAUAGAGAUCAGCGGCAUACCAACCGAAGACCACUGCCCCGUGUGCGGGACAGGCAUCCUGACGACCAUCAUCGCCGUCCUGGCCACGCUGAGCUUCUACUUCAACGUCGCCGUCGACCUCUGGAUCUGGCACGCCAUCGGCGAAGUCGACGCCGGACACCCGGCCAACUUCAAGGUCCCCGUCGGCGUCUUCUACAUGUUCAUCGUCCUCCUGGCGCUGUGGUUCCUGUAUCUCUCCUUCGGCGCCCUGGCGCAGAUCUUCAACCCGGUCAAGAACAGGACGAGCUUGCGCGUGCUUCGCGUCAUCCGCGUCGUCCUGAUCCCAGGCUUCUUGCUCAUCACGCUGCUCAACUUUGCCCCUGAGGAGACGGACGAGCACGACGGGAGCGUUGUGCACAAGGGCAAGCACGCUAUCGGCUACAUGCUCUACACCAUCCUCUUCACGCUCGUCGUGACCACGCUCGGCGCCUGGCUCGUCCACUGGAAGUUCGGCCACCAGUCCUUUGACAGCAGCGCCAUCACCCGCCGGUCCGCCAUCUCAGGGGCCGGCAGUCUCUUGCAUGCACACUCCACCCACCCGACCCAUCCAACUCCCCUUCCCAAAGCCCGUCUCCGUCAAGACUCCCUCGUCGUCCCGAGUCCCGCAAAUCUGACCUCCAUCAUCGCCACCACACCCGCAGACCCCCGAUCCCCCUCGUCCUCGUCCUCGUCCUCCCCCCUCGCCUUCCUCCGCGCCUGCACAACCUACAUCUGGAACGUCCUGCUGCGCGCCGAGGACAAGAUCUCGGAUAACCGCGUCACGCGCUUUCUGAGCCGUGAAACGGCGUAUGUCAUGUAUGGCAUUGGCCUGUUCCAUUUCUGCACUGCGUGUGUCUUUUUCCUGACUGCGUAUGGGGGGCCGCGCGCGGGGACGGGGAUGCCGGCGUGGGCGGCGCAGUAUCUUGGGUAG